AUGUAUCAAUCACUUCAAAUGCAGCAUCAGCGUUCAGAUUUCCUCGAUGAAUCCCUGGAUGUUCCUUCAUCACCACCUGAGCAAGUAGAGGAGGGCUACAUUAUGAAAACCAAGCCCAAAUUCUUCGAGCCGCGUCCACCACGAUCGAGUAACGUCGGUCAGCAUCCCGUCAUCGUCCUCACCCCACCCGACUCUCGAGGUUGCGUCAAGAUCGCUACAAUGUCACAUUCUCAUCCAGGCAACCCGCCCACGAGACCUGCCUCCGAGUUCGGCUUGCCCAUCGACCCGAAGAAGGGGGAGAGCACGCCCCCGAUAUGUAUGGAUCCUAAAGAGUUUGUGGCACUGAAGACAGAGAUCCUCGGGAAGGGCAAAACUGUUCAGAAUUUCGGAAGUCGAGACAACAGCGUGCAUUAA
Molecule: messenger RNA, 414 nt
Organism: Cyclocybe aegerita
Lineage: Eukaryota; Fungi; Basidiomycota; Agaricomycetes; Agaricales; Hemipholiotaceae
Source: the annotation of a GenBank genome assembly